Eurytemora carolleeae is the source of this 2404-nucleotide messenger RNA. RefSeq names its product transcription initiation factor TFIID subunit 5-like. Gene Ontology annotation, cellular component: transcription factor TFIID complex. The transcript is spliced from 4 exons. NCBI's taxonomy places the organism in Eukaryota, Metazoa, Arthropoda, Copepoda, Calanoida, Temoridae. Gene Ontology annotation, molecular function: protein binding; RNA polymerase II general transcription initiation factor activity. Gene Ontology annotation, biological process: transcription initiation at RNA polymerase II promoter. Bases 25 to 2337 code for a protein of 770 amino acids. The record is from RefSeq and is a predicted model, not a curated record.
AAUUUAACAGAUACAUAUUUCCAGAUGAAUGAAGAUGGUUCACCAAACUUUAAUCAGUUUCAACGUGACCCUGGUGCUCCAAUCCAUAGUGGUGGGGACGGAUCUCAACAGGGAUUCAAUAAUCCAGAGAACUCAAUGCCGGAUACAAGAUCAAUGAUGGAUCAUCAUUCAAGUAUUGUUCCGAAUCAUACUCAUCCUCCUCAGUCUGCUCUUAUUCCAACCUCUGAUCAGAACCACGUGCAGGAGCAGGUACCUAGAGUAGAUCAUCUACCCAGGGUUGAUCAUGGACCAAGAAUGGAUCAGAUGACAAAAGUGGAACACGGACGGCCUGAUCCCGUUGCAAGGGUGGACCAGGAGAUCAAAUCCGAACCGCAAAGUCCUCUUCCUUCAGAUCCUGCCAUGCAAGCCAUUUUGGCAUACUUCCGUAAACACAACUUGACGGAGACGGAGAACAAGCUGAAGGAUGAGUUGAAGAAGAGAGAAGCUGCUGCUCCUAUAGUAGCUCAGGCCUCUGAUCCUGAGGUUGGAAAUGUACUGGCAGCGUACAGGAGUGACGGGGAUCCAUCUAGUUACGAAUCUGCGUACAGUGAUCUGGAGAAGUUUGUGGAGAACUCUUUAGAUAUGUAUAGACACGAGCUAGCACUGAUCCUCUACCCUGUGUUCGUCCACAUGUACCUGGAGCUCGUCUACAACCAGCACGAGGGCGAGGCCAAGAGGUUCGUGGAGAAGUUUGGUUCCAUCCAGGAGUGUUACUAUCAGGAGGACAUUAAGAAGCUCUCCUUCGUAACCAAGCGUGAGCACAUGAAGGGGAACGAAUUAAUGGAUAACUUCAAUACGAGUCAGUUUACGGUUAGAAUGUCACGUGAUACAUAUACCCAGCUCAGACAACAGAAGAAACAUCUUUCUGAGAAGCAGCACACACUUCUCUGGAAUGUUAUCCAGGAGCAUCUUUACCUAGACGUGUACGAGGGUUUACCCAGGAGCAAGAGUCAGAUUGAUUCUACUGCCGGAGCAAUGACCGGAGAAGCAAACCGUCAGGCAAACCGUGCCAAGGUCUACUAUGGCCUACUCCGAGAACCGGAUGUAAUGCCUUUGCCGCAGGAGGAGGAAGAGGAACCAGAGAUGGACGGAGACAAACCUAAAAAGAAGAAAAAGAAGGAAAAUAUAAUUCAGAAGAAAUCCAAAUCAGAUCCCAAUGCCCCCAUAGCGACUAGAAUGCCCUUUCCAGAGUUGCGCGAUUCAGAUAAAAUUGAGAAAGCGCGCGCGCUACGUGAAAGUAUGAAGCGCGCAAACUUAGGUCCGGACAAUAUUCCAUCUAUCUGCAUGUACACUCUGAUGAAUGUUUCAGCAAGGGUUACAGCUGUAGGAGUAUCUGAGGACAGUAGUAUGCUGGCAGCAGGAUUAUCAGAUUCCAAGAUUAGAGUUUGGUCUCUCCUCAACCAUAAACUGAGGAAACUCAAACCUGCAGAGGCUCUGAAGGAUAUAAACAGAGAGGCUGAGGAUGUUCUGCACAGGAUGUUGGACGACUCUACAGCGGAGUCUAGCAAAGAGCUGAUUGGGCACAGUGGACCCGUCCUAGGGGUUUCUUUCAGUCCGGAUAAAACCCUUCUCCUCUCAGGUAGCGAGGACGGAGUUGUCAGACUCUGGAGUUUACAGACCUGGACCUGUCUCGUUUGCUACAAAGGUCAUAUUUUUCCGGUCUGGGAUGUUCAGUUUUCUCCUCUCGGAUAUUAUUUUGCGUCCUGUGGUCAUGACCGAACUGCCCGACUUUGGACGACGGAGCAGGCACAUCCACUUCGGAUAUUUCAAGGACAUUUCUCCGAUGUCGAUUGUCUAGCUUUUCAUCCUAAUUCAAACUAUAUCGGAACCGGUUCAAGUGACCGCAGUCUACGGAUGUGGGACUGUGUGACCGGUAGUUGUGUCAGGUUUAUGACCGGACAUAAGUCCGCAGUUCUCUGCCUGGCCUUUUCACCAGAUGGUAGGUUUCUCGCCUCUGGUUCAAGUGAUCUCCGGGUUCUAAUCUGGGACUGUGCUUUCGGUCAUCUUCUAGCUGAGCUGGGUCAUCAUACUCAGCUUAUCUCAGGGUUAGCAUUUUCCAGAGAAGGAACAAUUCUCUCCAGCUCAGCAAUAGAUUCAACGAUUGCAUUGUGGGAUUUUGCCAAGUUGAUGAAUGAGAGUUCUCUUGAAGAAGUAAAUGUUACUCACAACCCUGAUGUGAGACGAGACACUGAAAACCUAUUACUAGGAAGUUAUAGAACCAAGAGUACUCCAGUCUUGCAUUUACACUACACCAGACGAAACCUUCUCCUAGCUGUUGGACCACUAGAUGCGUCCUAAACCUCGUUUUUCUAUGUAAAUAAUAAAAAUACUGUUUCUAUCGGAAUUGCUUUAAACCAAUUUCAGA